AUGUGCACCGACUACGCCAAGAAGCCAAUCUUUUCACACUACCCGACCAUGUACACGAAAGAGGGCACUCAGAUACUGGGCAUAAUCGGCGGCUACCUCGGCUUGUGGCUGGGCCUGUCGCUGUACCUGAUCGUGUACCUUGGAGCCAAGUGGAUGCUGCUCACGCUGCGGCGCCGACUGAGUUCAGCGUUAAACAGGGCCAGCCUCUUGUGCGUGCUGGAGGCUGUGCGCGCUGUGGCGUACAGCACCAGCCUUGCCGCUUGUGCAUACAUGAUACACCUGGACUACAGUAACUACCAACGCUUCGAGACGACCGUGGCACUCCUGCAGAACUCAAUGGAGGGGACGCACUUUCCAGCCGUCACCGUUUGCAACAAGGAAGCGGUUAAUCUGUCACGGAUCUGCUGGGAACACACCGGAAAAGGAUGUGCCACCUUGGACACGUCCUACUUCCAAGAAGCGAUCUUAAACAACCGGCUACACAUCAUGAAGGACAUGAUAAAGUAUUCCUACCCCAUCGAGAGCCUCGUUCUGCACUGCUACAUGAAGACAACCGCUGACACCUGUCAGUCAUUCGAUUGCACCAACAUGUGGUACAUCGAGUAUUCCUACUACAAGACAGGCGUGUGCUACACAAUGGACCCAACGCACUCUGAAGCGUAUCGUACGUGUGGAGAGCCCUGGAAAUACAGCGUCACUUUCAGGCUCGCAACCGAGCUCGAAGGAGUUCCGGCUAAGGAGGCCAUCAUGUCGGCCCUCUUGCACCAGCAGGGACAGUUCACGGGCGGAGUGAGCAGCAGCGCCAUGUUUCGACCUGGGAAGCGGUACGCUCUAAGCGCACAGCAGACCAACGUGUUGUCGUUAAAGAUGCCGUACGAAACACAGUGCACUGACUAUGAAGAAAUGACCAGACAAUUCAACUAUACAAAGGACGUCAUCCAACAAGAGGAAUGCAGUGAAAAGUGCCUGGCAGACCAGUGGAAGAACAAGUGCGACUGUUACCCCAAGCUCUACUCUAUGAAGCACGUUCUGAAGGGCAACCUAUGCGAAUACCUGGCUCACUUGAAGUGCAACGACUACAUGAAGACAAUGAACUGGCUACCUUUCUGCCAGAACCAAUGUACCAGGCCAUGCAGGCAGGCGGUUGCAAACCUCGUCUUCAAGACGAGCUGCUGUUGGAGGGAACCGGGCUGA
Molecule: messenger RNA, 1194 nt
Organism: Rhipicephalus sanguineus (brown dog tick)
Lineage: Eukaryota; Metazoa; Arthropoda; Arachnida; Ixodida; Ixodidae
Exons: 11
Coding region: 1-1194 (397 amino acids)
Biological process (GO): sodium ion transmembrane transport
Cellular component (GO): membrane
Molecular function (GO): ligand-gated sodium channel activity
Source: RefSeq, a predicted model, not a curated record